CUGACGGACUGACUGAGAGCGGAGCGAGCUAGAGGAGCUCUGGAGGCGACUCGGACCCGGCACCGGGAUUCCGGGGGCGACGGUCAGGGGCAGGGGCCGAAGAAAAGGGCUUCUGGCUGGACGAGGGUCUGCCGGCCGCGGCUCCCGCUCCUCCUUCUCAUCCUUCUCCUCCUCCGGCGGCCGCCCUCGCUCCCUGCCUCCCCCCGCCCCAUGGGGUAACAGAUGAAACUGAGGCUCAAAGAAGUUAAGGGAUCUACUAGCUAUGUGACCAUUGGCAAAUAUCAGAGCUGAAUCCAGGUCUCCUGAUUCCAAGUUGAGUGUUCUUACCACUUCAGCAGACUGCCUCAUUUCAUACCAAGACAUUUUGAAGAACUCUUCAGAGACUAUUAGUAGGAGCAUUUUUCCUCGAUGCAUUAAAAAAUGUAUUAUACUACUGUGACACACUGAGACAGCUAAAGAAACAAUUUUCAACAUUGGUCUUAUAGAAGAAAAAACAGAUUUCCAAAUGAAUAACAGAAAGGAAGAUAUGGAGAUUGCCUCUCAUUACCGUCAUCUUCUUCGUGAACUCAAUGAGCAGAGACAGCAUGGAAUCCUUUGUGAUGUUUGCAUUAUAGUAGAGGGGAAGAUUUUUAAAGCUCACAAAAAUGUUUUGCUUGGGAGCAGCCGCUACUUCAAAACGCUAUACUGCCAGGUACAGAAGACUUCUGAUCAGGCUACAGUUACUCAUUUAGACAUUGUCACUGCACAGGGCUUUAAAGCCAUCAUUGACUUCAUGUACUCUGCUCACCUUGCUUUAACCAGCAGGAAUGUUAUUGAAGUGAUGUCAGCUGCUAGUUAUCUUCAGAUGACGGAUAUUGUGCAAGCCUGUCAUAAUUUUAUAAAAGCAGCUCUUGAUAUAAGUAUAAAGUCUGAUGCAUCUGAUGAACUUGCAGACUAUGAAAUUGGGGCUCCUUCCAGCAGUAGUACUGAUGCAUUGAUUUCAGCGGUAGUAGCUGGUAGGAGUAUUUCUCCAUGGUUAGCUCGACGAACAAGUCCAGCAAAUUCCUCUGGAGAUUCAGCCAUUGCCAGUUGUCAUGAAGGAGGAAGCAGCUAUGGGAAAGAGGAUCAGGAACCAAAAACAGAUAGCCAUGAUGACAUUUCAUCACAAUCUUUGUGGACUAGUGACAUAGGAUAUGGGUCUUUACGUAUUAAAGAAGAACAAAUUUCACCAUCACAUUAUGGUGGAAAUGAAUUGCGUACUGUCAAGGAUAGUUCAGUACAGAACACUUUCUCAGAACAAAGCAUAGGGGAUGGUUGGCAGCCCACAGGCCGUAGGAAGAAUCGAAAAAACAAAGAAACUGUACGUCAUAUUACCCAGCAGGUAGAGGAUGACAGCCGGGCAAGUUCUCCAGUGCCAUCUUUUUUAUCUGCUUCAGGAUGGCCAUAUAACAAUCGUGACCCAAGUGCUGACUUGACGGUGACAGAACCCAGCAGCUCUGAUAGCCGAGGGGAGAGAGCUGACCUCUAUGCAAAUGCUGAUGAGGCCCUUCUUGGAGGAGAAGCUAGCUACCUAUCUCAGCCCCUCACCCCAGAGAAGGAAGAUGUACUGCACCAGGCUACAGCUGUUGCUAAUUUACGGGCAGCUCUCAUGAGUAAGAACAGCUUGCUGUCUCUCAAAGCAGAUAUGCUAGGAGAUGAUAGCUCUCUGCUGUUUGAAUACUUGCCCAAAGGCACACAUUCAUUAUCUCCCUUGUCAGCACUGACUAUGGGCCUUAGUCCUGGAGCGGAAUUUGAACCCACAACCAUCAGGCCCGGAUUAAAUGAAUUCACGGUGAUUAGAAAGAAGUUCAAGUGCCCAUAUUGCAGUUUCUCAGCUAUGCACCAGUGUAUCUUGAAGAGACACAUGCGAUCCCAUACAGGCGAGAGGCCUUACCCAUGCGAGAUCUGUGGGAAAAAAUUUACCCGGCGGGAGCACAUGAAGCGGCACACACUGGUUCACAGUAAAGACAAAAAAUAUGUGUGCAAAGUGUGUAACCGAGUAUUUAUGUCUGCGGCUAGUGUGGGAAUCAAACAUGGUUCCCGCCGCCAUGGAGUGUGCACCGAUUGCUCAGGCCAAGGCAUCCCUGGACACUUGGAUCAGAAUGGAGGAGAAGGUUCUCCAGAUGAAAUGUACCCUGGAGAAAGUCAGUAUAUGGAGGAUCCCGAUGACAUCAAAGUGGAGGGUGACGAGGAGUUAGGUGAUGACGAUGAAAUCAAGUGGAAAGAUGAUGUUGGUAUUUCCCAGGAUGAUGUGAUUUUAGAAGAUGACAAAGAGGACGUUGACUCCCCCCAGGAACAUGAGAAUUCUGGGGAACAUGACAAGGAUUUUACCUGGAUUUCGUAGGGAACUGUUUUUUGGGGUCAAGGGGAGGGGAGGGAGGAAAGAAGGAAGGAGAGUGUGGAAAAGCAAAGAAGCCUUGUUGUUGUCCACGUGUGUAAGUUUUGUUUGUUUUUGUUUUAUUUCAACAAAUGUAAGUCCUUUAACUGUUUAAUUCAGCUAUUAGUUAAGGCCACUUUGAGUGGCAAAUUUUAUCAUCCCUUCUCCCUACCUUCCCAGCUUCUUUCCCAUUACUUCUAGGGCUCCUUCUCUUCUCCCUCACCCCUUAAAUCUGCCUUUGCCUCAAUAUGGAAGCAAAUCCAAUUGCAUGCAAGUGACUUUAUUUCUGAAGAGAUGAGCUUUGUGAAUGGAGUGAGAAGUGGGGAAAGGGAAAUAUUUUUAAAGGCAUGUGCUUUUUUUUUUUUUUCCAAACUUUCUCUACCUUAAAUCAAACACCAAGGGAUAAGGGGAUGGCUUCUAUCCAAAGUAAUUAAUAAAAAUUCCAGCAGUAGUGAGUGUGCUUAUCAAUCCAUGUAAACCAACCAGUACAGAUGGCCUCCCCAACCCUUCUGUGUUCAUUUUGCAAGGCAAACCUGUAGUAACUGGUUUUUUUCUUUUUUUUUUUUUUGGUGGAGAAACUUGGCUAGCACAGUUACAACCUACACAAGUUUGGUUUUCUGGGGGUGGGGGUGGGUUUGGCUCUCCAGGGCCUGGGGUUACUAACCCCACUGUUUAUAGCUGUACCUAACUCUGUGUUCCAGAUACAGUGUGAUCUCCUAGGAGGUACAAAAUCAUUUCUGGCCUUGGAGUGAGAUCAGCCAGCUCUCGGUUGGUUUACAUGAAUCUGGUUCCCAUUCUCUUCUUUUACCUCCUGCCCUCCCUUUUGUAGGUAUAUGCAAAUUCUGACCAAUUGAAGACAUUUAAAAAAUGGAAACGAAAAUGGCUAGGAUGUCUAUCUUGACCUUUGUGGCUAACCUGCACCAUUCCAGCUCCAUGCUUCAAAGGAGAUUAAUCCUGGUACUUUGUUAACCAGAUAAGCCUACUCAGGGGCCAGUUUUGGUUCCUUCCAAACCUCUCUUUCCCAGCAGAGCCUGACUCCAGGCCCUGGAUGUCCCCUCUGUCUAAUGGAGAAGACUUUCCUCAGUUUUAUUCCAUGUGGUUGUCAGCUCACUCUUCCCUUCUCAGCCUGAUGCCUUCCUCUGACAAGUUUCAGAAAAUAAGUGUCCUGUUGUACAAGGAAGAAAGGCUCUGCUGAACCUCUCACCUCUGUGCUUUGGUGCUGAAAACAAAACAACACUCCAAGUUGAAGACCUCACUGUUUUUAUACAGCAUAAAUGGCAGCCGUGGGGCCAUCCUGAAACCUGCCACCAUAAUCCCGGUGUAACCCGGUAAGCCAAAUGAUUCAAAGGUGCUAUUUUCCAUAAUGGGAGAGGCAAAAUGCUUGUGAAAGUGUCAAAAGAUCUCAUGAUUUCAUUCAUUUAAAAUAGGCCUUCUUGGGCCAUGGGGAAGAUUUUCAAUCUAAUAGUGCUUGGGGAUUUUGACGGCUUCGUGCCAAGCAUCUCUUUUCAAGUGAGCAGGGUAAUGUGGAUGUCUCCACCUCACCCAUACUUGGAGAAGUGGCCCUUUGGGCUUCCUACCCUCAGCUCCAUGCCACCCUGUUAAUCCACAGCCACUCUUAGUUCCUCUUUGAAGAAGUGUUCAUCAGUUUUCCUACUCGUGCUUCCUUCUGGACCUCGGGCAAGCUUUGUGCAACACUGGGGCUCUAUCCACAGCAAGCCUGCAUUAUUGGGCUGAAGAGUUCCCUCAACUCGGGCUAGAGCUGCUAUCAGUUGACUUUGGUGGAAGGGGAUCACACGGGCUAAUCUUCUAAACCACUGCUACUGAUAGCCCCUAUUACUCUGAGCCAAAGUCUGGGAUCGCUUUCUUUAUUGCUGCUAACAUGAUGAAUUGACAAACCUAUCUGCAGUUUGCUGCUUAAACCUUCCAAAAUGGGUAACUAUGUUUUUUUGAGUAGUCAAGGAAUGAUGUUUGUAGUAGGCAUAUCAAACUGUUACGUUUGUGGUUGGUUGUUUUUCUUUGACAAAUCUGUACAAAGCUGUUUGGCAUUUAGUUUGUUGAAAAGCCAAUUGCUGAAUUUUUUUUUCAAAUGAAGCCACAAAUUGCACCUUUUUGCUUUUUUUUUUUUUUUUUUUUGAUAAGUGCAAAACACAAUCACUCAUCCUGUGCACUGUAUAAGAGUUCCAACUCAGCCCAAGCCCAGUGCUUCUUGGUCUCCUGAGCUGCAUAAGGUGGCUCUGCAUGGCAUCGUUUGCCUGGGAUCCUGUAAGUACAACUUCCUUUUCCCUAUUCUUCUAGAGGACAUCUGUUGCAUCCAGACCAAUGCAAACAGUACUUUUAAAAAUGGCUAUAUCGUGGCUUUUUCUAUAUUAAAGCUAUUUUUAAAAACACUUCGGUUUCUAAGACAUUCCACAACUUUCAUCCAACUUGACUUCAGUGUAGAGAUUUACUACCUUAAGCUAUUGUGUUUUAAGGGAUGAAAGUUGGAUCCUGGGCUGACUUUUGUUCCCUUCCUCUCUAGAGUGAACUUGAUUUUGUAUGAAGACUUUUGGGGGUGCUGAGCUUUACUUUGUGUUGAUUUAGAAGUGUUUUAUAUUGCUUUUUGUCUUUUUUUCCAUGGACAGUACAAACCUGUUCUAAUUGUGCCACUUCUAUGCUCUUUAGGCAAAGGAAGCAAAAAAAGAGAGAGAGAGAGAAAACCCACAAAAAGGCUAACUUGUUAUAGUUAUAAUGAUAAAAUGAUAUAGCACAUGCUUCUAUAUUACUAACACUGAGUAUAUAAACCAAAUAAAUCAUUCUUAUAUGUGAUAUAGACUUUAAGUGCGUUGUUUUUGAUGGAGGUGUGCAGAUUUGGAAAUGCAAAGAAUUCAGGUAUCAUUUUCUAAAAUAUUACCCCAUAGGGCAGAAAUCCUGGGUAUUUUUUAUGUAAAAUCAGUAAUAGUUUCUGUAAAGUAGAAGAGGGUACUCUCUAUACAACUUUAUCAGCUGCUUUAAUUAGGAGUGUAAAUAUCACUUAGUUGGAAACUCUGCUGUCCUUUAUUCAAACUAGAGUCUGUGAAGAAAAAUGGAGACUGAAGAUUUUUCUGUGAACAGGAAUAUGGAAUGAAAGGAACCAGGGGCUCCAUGGCCUGAACUCUUGGCAUCUAACUUGCAGCUUCUUCUCUUGCUCUGCGUUUGAAUUGGUGUUGUGUUUUCAUUUUUUGUUUUUUAAAUUUCUUUGAAGGGCUUAGUUUCUUUCCCUAUUUACCAGGAAUAGUCUUAGUACUAAGCUAAUUUUUUUCUUCUCUCAAGUUUGGCUUGAACUCAAGAAACUUAAUCACAUCUCACCUUUUGUACCUCUCUGAGAACUUUGAACCUUUCAUUGAAAGGUCCCUUUUUUAACUGCUUUUCUAAAUACAGACUUAGUUUCUUAGAAAAUACAUUUGGAAACAAGAUCUUUGCUACCAAUGGGAAUUUCCUGGUUCAGCCUUCUCAGUUUUGUAUCAAUUUCCCAGCCUCUUUCAGGUUGGGGUCUGCUCUAACCACCUUUUGAUAAAAUAUGAUGGCUGGGGACUGCCUCAUUUUCUGGUGGUCACUUUGCACAUAGCUGAGGAAUUCUUCUCCAGCUCCAAUUCUUUGUGUCUCUCCAAGCUCAGGAUACUUUGCUUUUCUGUGUUUUUAUUUUAUUUUAUUUUUUUAAAUACUGCUGAUUCUCUCCAAACUGCCCUUAGUAGCCUGUCUCUCGGGUUAGCCAUUUGUGCCGUAAUGUAUGAAAGGUUUUUUCCUCUUUUUUUUUUUUUUUUUAAAAGAAUAGUGAAUAGGUAAAUUUAGGUUCUGGAUUUCCCCUCCUGCCAAGUACCCUUAAAGUGUUUUUUGAAUAUAAAUUAGUGACUAAUAUAUGCAGUUUCCUAUUUGGAAUACUCUGAAUUUUUUUUUUUUUUUUAGUGAGGCAAUCGGGGGUUAAGUGACUUGCCCAAGGUCACACAGCUAGUACGUC
Molecule: messenger RNA, 6368 nt
Organism: Vombatus ursinus (common wombat)
Lineage: Eukaryota; Metazoa; Chordata; Mammalia; Diprotodontia; Vombatidae
Gene: ZBTB46
Product: zinc finger and BTB domain containing 46
Exons: 8
Coding region: 506-2362 (618 amino acids)
Biological process (GO): regulation of transcription by RNA polymerase II
Cellular component (GO): nucleus
Molecular function (GO): protein binding; RNA polymerase II cis-regulatory region sequence-specific DNA binding; DNA-binding transcription factor activity, RNA polymerase II-specific
Source: RefSeq, a predicted model, not a curated record